CGACGUUGCACCAGCGCGGCGUCUGUGACUUUUUAGGCCUUCCCUUUCAUCUUUUUCGUAUUUGCUCAGUAGGCAGCAAUUUUCUGUUUGAACAUCAUGGAAGACCAAGUGCCAGAAGUUCCGCUUGCAUUCAUUUCCAAUGCUUACCUCGAGAAGAAGAUAGCUCAGCACCGACAAAAGUCCAUUCUCUGGGAGGGUUAUGAACGGGCCAACGUCAUUAACCACAGCCAAGUCGAGCUUAUCAAAGCACUCGAUAAGAAACCAGCCGACCAAGUCCAAUCCACAGUUCAACAAAACGGCGAACAGUGUGCUUUACUCAUUCUGCAUUUGCUGCAAAACAUUUCUCGUCCCGAUACUGUACAAUACGUUUGCAUCCUGGCCGACGAUAUCCUCUCUGGCCAUGAAGACAAUGCACGCUACUUUCACGCGACAGCUGCUCAAAACUCGGAUUAUCCUUUCAAGCCAUUUUUCAGAGCGAUGCAUAUGGACGAUGAAGUCACUUCUCUCGAAGCUAGCAAAGUAUUGACCAUUUUAUCCUGCUCGGCCCCUAUACCAUCCUCUUUAGAUCUUUCGGACUUGUACAAAUGGAUCACAUUGCAACUGGCAAGUGAACGUAUGGAUAUAGUCGAUAUUGCCGUCCAGGAAGUCGCUUCGUUGCUGCGUGUACGACAAUUUAGACUUCCAUUCUGGAAGACCCACGGGGCUAUCAAAGAGCUCGUUCGUCGAUUGGAAAAAUCCGCUUCCCCUCAGAUGCAAUACCAAGUCAUUUUCUGUCUGUGGUUACUCACAUUUGAACCCGAAAUUGCAUCGAAAUUGAACGAACAAUAUGACGUAGUUCCCUUGUUGAUCGAUAUCGCCAAGGCCGCCGUCAAAGAAAAAGUCAUUCGCGUGGCAAUCGCUACACUCAAGAAUUUGGUUGAACUGGCUCCUGCCGAGAACCUGGCGGCGAUGCUUGUGGCCAAAUUACUUCCAUUCACCGAGAAUCUGGCGGCGCGUAAAUGGUCGGAUGCCGACAUCGUGGAAGAUGUGGAAUACGUCAAGGAACGACUGCAAGAAAGUUUCCAAAGCCUGACCACCUUUGAACAAUACGCUUCCGAAGUGGAAACAGGCAAACUCGAAUGGUCCCCUCCUCACAAAUCAGAAGCGUUCUGGAAAGAAAACAGCAGCCGACUCGACGAAAACAACUACAGUUUACUCAGAGCGCUUGCUCGUAUCUUGAGUACAUCCACCAAUCCUACGGUGCUUGCUAUCGCUUGUAACGAUAUUGGACAAUAUACCAAAUACUCGUCGAAAGUUGGCAAAAGAGUCUUGCAAGAUAUCGGUGCAAAGCAACGCGUUAUGGAGCUCAUGACACAUGAAGAUCAAGAUGUCCGAUACCAAGCUCUGUCGGCAGUGCAAAAAUACAUGCAUCAAGCAUGGUAAGAAUCUCGUUUGAUUCUAUAUAACCAUGCCUCACUGAACUAACGUAAACCGUGUUGAAUGGAUCUUAGGGAAUUCUAAAGUAACGACGAGUUGAAUAAAAAUCACGAAAACAUUUUACCAUAAGCAGUUUUUCUGCUUCGUAUCCAUU
Molecule: messenger RNA, 1570 nt
Organism: Radiomyces spectabilis
Lineage: Eukaryota; Fungi; Mucoromycota; Mucoromycetes; Mucorales; Radiomycetaceae
Product: ATPase V1 complex subunit H
Exons: 10
Coding region: 97-1422 (441 amino acids)
Biological process (GO): proton transmembrane transport
Cellular component (GO): fungal-type vacuole membrane; vacuolar proton-transporting V-type ATPase, V1 domain
Molecular function (GO): proton-transporting ATPase activity, rotational mechanism
Source: RefSeq, a predicted model, not a curated record